AUGGCUAGCGAACAGGCGUCGCAAGAGAGGCGCCAGGCGGCCGCGGCCGCGCGCGCGCAUCCCGCCAGCCCCCUGCAGGACGACCCCGCCCAGUUUGAGAUUCGAGAGCAGGGGCUCUGCUGGGAGCUGAGGGGCGAACGCGCGCCUGCGCGCGCGUCAGGAGAGCGUCAGCAGGACGAGGACGACGCGCGCGCGCGCUUUCUGGAGCACCGGGCGCGCGCGCGGCGCGAGGGGCGCGCCGCGGCAGCCCCAGAGCCCCGGUCCCCGCGGAAGGGGGAGCCGAGUCUCUCUGAGGAGCUGCACAGAGAGUUUGAAAGGCGCGGAGAGGACAGCGUCACAAUUGGAGAGGCGCUCGAGGCGGCGGGCCGCGCGCGCGCGGACAAGCCAGUCGACCCGGGGGACGCGAGCGCCAUCCAGAGCGCAGUGACGAGGGCGACCGCCGGCGUUCCGAUCAGCAACGAUCUGGUCGCCGAAGCGGAGAGGGCAGCGGACGAGAACGAGCGGAAAAAGCUAGGCAAGGUGGACGGAACCGUGGCUUACGAAGGGAAUCCCCACACGCUGGGCGACAUCCUGAGGAACGCGACGCGGCGGCUGCCGAUGGACAAGCCCGCGACGACCGACGACGCGCGGCGCGUGCAGAGCGCGGAGGAGCGCAACGACCCCGACCACGUGACGCUCGCGCGCGGCGUGAGCGCGCACGUGCAGGAGGCCGCGACGUUCAACGAGCGCGCGCAGCGCGUCGCCGCGGACGAGCCGCGGUACCCGCGCGGUUACAAACCGGGCUUGGAAGACCCCGUUCUGAUCGGAGAAGCUCUCGAGCUGGCGGGCCACGAGCGCGCGGAGAAGCCCAUCGGCCCAGGGGACGCGCGCGCAGUCCAGGCGGCGGUCACGCGCGCGACGGGCUACCGCACCGGCGGCCCUCUCGUCUUGAAGAAACAGCUGCUGACAGACAUCACGUUAUCUUUCCCAAAGCGACUAACGACGUCAGACGCGCGCAACCGGCGACCCCUUUGGCGCGGAGUCGCAACCGCGGCCGCGGUCACGCGCGCGACGGGCGACCGCACGGGCGGCUCUCUCGGCGCGGAGGCGCAGCUGCUGGCGGCGCUGAACCUCCGGGACGAGCGGAAGGGCGCCCAAAAGGAAGCGAGGAAGAGGUCUCAGGAGAAGAUCUUGGGGCCGCUCGGAGCCCUGCCCGCCCGGGGGAAUGAACCGGGGCCGUCCGAGGGGGGCGGGACCCCCGUGGAGGCGCACACGCUGGGACCGCUGUUACAGCAUGCGGCUGAGGCGCUGUCUGCGGACAAGGCCGUGACGCACGAGGACGCCCGCAAGGUGACCAAAGCAGAGGCGCGCGGCGACCCCGAGCACCACAACGAGCGGAGGGGGGUCGCUGCACAAAUGCAGGCGGCUGCGCAACUGAAUGAGCCGCAGUAG
Messenger RNA from Klebsormidium nitens, 1431 nucleotides. The record is from the annotation of a GenBank genome assembly. Lineage: Eukaryota; Viridiplantae; Streptophyta; Klebsormidiophyceae; Klebsormidiales; Klebsormidiaceae.